Molecule: messenger RNA, 3045 nt
Organism: Syngnathus acus (greater pipefish)
Lineage: Eukaryota; Metazoa; Chordata; Actinopteri; Syngnathiformes; Syngnathidae
Gene: cacnb2a
Product: calcium channel, voltage-dependent, beta 2a
Exons: 13
Coding region: 459-2483 (674 amino acids)
Biological process (GO): neuromuscular junction development; calcium ion transmembrane transport; chemical synaptic transmission
Cellular component (GO): voltage-gated calcium channel complex
Molecular function (GO): high voltage-gated calcium channel activity; protein binding
Source: RefSeq, a predicted model, not a curated record
AGGAGGAGGAGGGGUGGACGGAGACAGAGCGGCAGAAUCACUGAAAUAGCACAGGCGAGCUUGUGACAAAUGCAGAGAGCUGGAGCUUGCGUCAGGGCGGCGGCGGCGGCACCUGCGAGACUUCAUUAGCACCAAGGAGAAGAGUCAAAUCGGGACGGAUCAGCUGUCUGCAUGUCAAGUGGCAACGGGGAUGGGAGGAUGCGGCGCAUCGCCGCCACCUGACUCAUCCCGGCGGUCGGCACCUGCUGCAGCCGUUUGAGAAGAUGCGCGGGGCAGGCGGCUCCUGCGGAUUCCUCAUCGAGCGACGGGGCUGGAAAUGAAAGCGGCAUUCCCCGGCGAGGCGUUCAAAGGGAGCCGUUGAUGUAGCAUCAGUCUACCUGUAGCCAGUGCAUCGCCGGCGUGAACUUGACCACGGCGGCGCCGGGUCCAAGAGGACUCCAAGUGUAGCGGCGUGGCCGAUGAAGGCCACCUGGGUCCGCCUGCUGAAAAGAGCCAAGGGAGGUCGCGUCAAGAGCUCGGAUGCCUACGGUUCGGCCGAUUCCUACACCAGCCGUCCGUCGGACUCUGAUGUGUCUCUGGAGGAGGACAAGGAGGCAGUGCGCAGAGAGGCAGAGAGGCAAGCUCAGGCGCAGCUCGACAAGGCCAAGACAAAACCGGUUGCGUUCGCCGUCCGCACAAACGUCAACUACAGCCCCUGUCACGAGGACGAUGUCCCCGUCCCCGGCAUGGCGCUUUCCUUCGAGGCCAAAGACUUCCUCCACGUCAAAGAGAAAUUCAACAACGACUGGUGGAUAGGCCGUCUGGUGAAGGAAGGCUGUGAGAUCGGUUUCAUUCCCAGUCCGGUCAAGCUGGAAAACAUGCGAGUCCUCCAAGAGCUGAGAGCCAAACAGGGCAAAUUCCAUUCCAGCAAACUGGGAGCAAACUCCUCAUCAAGUUUAGGUGAAGUGGUUUCGAACUCCCGCAAGUCAACUCCUCCUUCGUCUGCCGUUGACUUAGACGCCACAGGCUUAGACGCGGACGACAAUGAGCCGCCGGUCAUCCUGCGCUCCCCUCGAUGCGGCGGCGCUAACACUCUCACGUCCCCAUUAGCAAAAGAGAAACGAAUGCCCUUUUUUAAGAAGACGGAACACAUUCCUCCAUAUGAUGUUGUGCCUUCCAUGCGGCCCGUGGUUCUGGUUGGACCGUCGCUGAAGGGCUACGAGGUGACCGACAUGAUGCAAAAAGCACUGUUUGACUUUUUGAAGCACCGAUUUGAGGGACGAAUCUCCAUCACUCGCGUCACGGCCGACAUCUCGCUCGCCAAGCGCUCCGUCCUGAACCAUCCCAGCAAGCACGCCAUCAUCGAGCGCUCCAAUACGCGCUCCAACUUAGCCGAGGUCCAGAGAGAGAGGGAGCGCAUCUUUGAGCUGGCGCGGACACUGCAGCUGGUUAUCCUGGACGCCGACACCAUCAACCACCCGUCGCAGCUGGGAAAGACAUCGCUGGCCCCCAUCAUCGUCUACGUCAAGAUCACCUCCCCCAAGGUGCUGCAGAGACUGAUCAAGUCGCGAGGCAAGUCUCAAGCCAAACACCUCAACGUCCAGAUGGUGGCGGCCGACAAGCUGGCUCAGUGCCCGCCUGAGAUGUUUGACAUCAUCCUGGACGAGAACCAGCUGGAGGAUGCGUGCGAGCACAUGGCUGACUACCUGGAGGCCUAUUGGAAGAGCACGCACCCAAAUGGCUGUGACGCCCCGGAGCUGUCGCUGACCAAGACGCCCGCCGCCCCCUUGCCCUCCUCAUCCGGCGUGCAGGGUGGCGGUGCAGAGCAUCGAGCAGAAAAGGCAAUAGUGGAGCGGAAAGGCUCCAGAGAGGACCACCACUACCAUCAUCAGAACCAGGACCAGGAGCAGGCCGACGGCGAGGAGGACGCCGCCAUCGAGGAGGAGCGCCCCCCGAGGACCGAGUCGUCCAGGAGAGGAGCGCCUCAUGCCCAGCACCGUUCUUCUUCCGCCAGGACUGAGAACCACAACCACCACCGACAUCACCAUCACCAUCACCACCACCGAAGCAGGGGCUUCGCCCGGCAAGAGACGCUGGACUCUGAGAGCCCCGAGAACCGGGAGAACAAGGACGACGCUUACGUGGAGCCUCACACUCAGCUCCUCCCUCAGCACCACCACCAACAGCAGCAGCAUGAGGACACCAACCAGGAAGAAAUGGAGGAGAAGGAGGAGGAGGAGGAGGAGGAGGAGGAGGAGGACUUAAGGGAGCCCCAACAAGGCCACCGUGACCACCACCACAACAACCACCACCACCACCAUCAUCAUCACCACCACCAUCGCACCAAGGAACGCGAGCAGGACCACAAUGAACGUAACAAGCAGCGCAGUCACCACCAUCAACAACAACAAAGGCCGGUGCGGGACCACCACCACUACGAACGAGAGCCCAAAAAGAGGGGUGACGCGGGGGAAUGGGCCCGAGACUCGUACAUCCCCCAGUAGACCACGUUUUUACCCCCUCCCCCCUCAAGGAUCCAUUUCCUCCCUCCUGUUGUGCUGCUACACCUCCAAACCACGGCAUCCUAUUUAUAUCCACUUCCUUCCGGUUUUUGAUUGCAGCGUUUCUAUGAUGGAGAUACAAGUAUGCAGUGGAUGGAAAAUCUACACACCCUUGUUUAAAUGCCAUGCAGAAAAAUGAGACCAACGUUUUUCCCCAGCAUUCAUGUAUGAGAGACUACUAGAACAUCUGAACUUUAUCCAAAGUGAAGAAGAAUUCUGAACAUAUCCAUACCAGGUGUGGACACUUGAACAAAAAACAAUUCCAAAUGUUCCUUCUUGUUUUUUUUUUAAACUUUCCCUUAAGUUUUUUUCCCCCUUAGGUUACAUUACACAAGGUUAUAAAUAAUUCAUAUUGGUCUCACCUUUUUAUGAUCUUGGCAUUUGAACAGGGGUGUGUAGACUAUAUCUACGUAGACAUGUAUCUGCAUAGAUCCUAAUGGAUAUGCAUGAAUGUUCACAAAUAUGCAUAUUUGAUAAAAAAAAAACAUGACUUUUUGUUCAUGUA